Hemibagrus wyckioides is the source of this 7825-nucleotide messenger RNA. It is a transcript of the gene wnk1a, whose product is annotated as WNK lysine deficient protein kinase 1a. Lineage: Eukaryota; Metazoa; Chordata; Actinopteri; Siluriformes; Bagridae. The transcript is spliced from 24 exons. Gene Ontology annotation, cellular component: cytoplasm; cytosol. Gene Ontology annotation, molecular function: protein serine/threonine kinase activity; potassium channel inhibitor activity; chloride channel inhibitor activity. The record is from RefSeq and is a predicted model, not a curated record. Gene Ontology annotation, biological process: positive regulation of sodium ion transmembrane transporter activity; monoatomic ion homeostasis; intracellular signal transduction. The coding region runs from base 1058 to 5992 and encodes 1644 amino acids.
UAUUUUGGGCUGUCUCGGGGGAAGAGAGAGGAGAAUGCGGAUUGUUCUUUUACCGGCUGUGUUUUAUGGUGUCGCACUGAGAUGGAAAAACUAUAAAACGCCUGUUCAUGCCUCCAUAAAUCCAAAUUAAGUCCGUCGAGUGGAAAUCGUUUGAUUUACGGACUAGGUGUAAUAAGUAACAGACGCUUUUGUGUUGCAACAUCAACAACAACAACAAAAAAAACUAGCUCGUGUAUAGCUAAAUAGCACGGGAAUGGACUCUCAGCCUGGUGUGUGCGUUUUCUUAAGACCGUGGGACUUGUUUGCAUUGGUUUCUUCGUUGAUAACCAGCUGAACAAAGAAAUUGAACCGAUAAAGACCUACAACAAAGAAUCCGCGUGCAUGCCCUCAAAUCUCGCGAGAAGGCGCGUGGCUUCAGCACUUUGACAUUCGAACUUUCUGCCGUUCGGUUUGUCGGCCGCUCUCGGCGAACUGGACCCGACCUGUCGGCUUGGGUUUAUCCGUGUAGGUUUCCUGACACGGCUAUACACGCGUACAGUCAUAACAGUAUGACUCAAAACAUGAGUCAGUCCAGACGUGAUAUCUAACCCGGUAAUUAGCUAGCUAGCUACGGGAGUUUCGGUUGUGCGCGCGCGGCAUACAGAGAAACUGGAGAUAAUCGAGGAUGACGGUGCACGUCUUUCCGUGAAACAGAAGCUUGGCUCACAUUUGGAACCUUGUGCAACCCUGUGGCUUACAACUGCACAACAAGUAUUACAGCCUGGCCUUUUCACAUCACACCUUAUGUUGAACGAACGUUACCUACAUUUCAUCGUACAAUGGAUGACCUGAGUUCAAAAGCUCUUGUGCAUUGUUAUCAUUUUGUGCUAGACUGUGAAUUGGUCUCUCCCUGCUUCAUUCAUAGUGCUCUUCCAGUGCUUUACUCAAGCCCUUUAGUUUGUAAGAGCAUUGACUUCAUUUGAGCAAUCCCAAAAAACAAGAAAGAAGCCUUUUAGUAUUUUUAAGUGUAUGGAAGUUAUCUAGCUUUUGAGUGUCUCCUCACUCUGUGAGUGGAGAUAUGUCUGAAAGUUUUACAGAAAAGAUGGUCAAAUUCCUGUCCCCUGCUUCAAAGAACAGCAAUGGCUCCAACUCGGACACACAGUUGGGUGAACGGAUCGGUCCAGAGGUCCGCCGUAGGCACCACACCAUGGAGCGGGACUCGAAAGCUGAGCAUCGAUUUGUGCGGCGCAGUGUUAUUUGUGACUCGAACGCUACAGCUUUGGAGCUUCCUAGCAAAAUUGUUUUCCUGAAUGCCCCACUGGAUGUUUCAACCACAUCCACUGAUCUGAACACAGAUGAAAUUAAAAUCACAGCUCAGACUGAGAACCUUACUCUGCCUGAUGGGCCCAUUGUUGCCGAGAAUGUGGAGGGAGGGAAAGAUGGCCUCCAUGAGCAGAUAGUUGCAGAACAGAGGCCUGUUGUGGAAACGAAGAAAGAACCAUGUCUGGAGCCAGACAGCAAGACAGCAGGUCAGGAGUUGGGCAGUAGCCUAGGCACAAAACAGGAAAAUGAUAAGGAGGAAGAUGAAGAUGCCAAGUCGAAGGCUCGUGUAGAUUCAGGGCAACAGCGCGGGACUGAGAAGAAAGACGCAGAGGAUAUAGAGGAGGUGGAGACGAAGGCUGUUGGAACUUCGCCUGAUGGCCGAUUUUUGAAGUUUGACAUUGAGAUUGGACGUGGCUCAUUCAAGACUGUGUAUAAAGGAUUGGAUACGGAGACAACUGUGGAGGUGGCAUGGUGCGAACUGCAGGACCGCAAGUUGUCCAAGUCAGAGCGACAACGCUUCAAGGAAGAAGCAGGCAUGCUGAAGGGCCUGCAGCACCCUAACAUUGUGCGCUUCUAUGAUUCCUGGGAGGCUCCCUGCAAAGGGAAGAAAUGUAUAGUGCUUGUGACGGAGCUCAUGACAUCAGGCACGCUAAAGACGUAUCUGAAGCGGUUCAAGGAGAUGAAGAUCAAAGUUUUAAGAAGUUGGUGUCGGCAAAUCCUGAAAGGGCUUCACUUCCUUCAUACGAGGUCUCCUCCCAUCAUCCACCGUGACCUCAAGUGUGACAACAUCUUCAUCACUGGGCCCACCGGAUCUGUUAAGAUCGGUGACCUGGGCCUCGCUACUCUCAAGAGGGCUUCUUUUGCCAAGAGUGUCAUAGGUACCCCUGAGUUCAUGGCGCCUGAGAUGUAUGAGGAGAAGUAUGACGAGUCAGUGGAUGUCUAUGCCUUUGGGAUGUGUAUGCUGGAGAUGGCUACUUCUGAGUACCCGUACUCCGAGUGCCAGAAUGCGGCACAGAUCUAUCGCAGAGUGACCAGCGGAGUGAAGCCUGGCAGUUUCGAUAAGGUAGCCUUUCCUGAAGUCAAAGAAAUCAUCGAAGGAUGUAUUCGUCAAAACAAAGAUGAGAGAUAUUCCAUCAAGGAUCUGCUGAAUCACGCCUUUUUUCAGGAAGAAACAGGGGUUCGUGUUGAGCUUGCUGAAGAGGAUGAUGGUGAGAUGGUGGCCAUCAAGCUAUGGCUGCGCAUUGAGGAUGUUAAGAAGCUCAAAGGGAAAUACAAGGAUAACGAGGCCAUUGAGUUUUCCUUUGACCUCCACAAAGAUGUCCCAGAGGAUGUGGCACAGGAGAUGGUUGACUCAGGCUAUGUGUGUGAGGGUGAUCAUAAGACCAUAGCCAAGGCUGUGAAGGACCGUGUGGCUCUGAUCUGUAGGAAGAGGGAACAGCGGAAGCUUGUGCGGGAAGAACAGGAGAAGAGGAAGCAGGAAGAGGAAAGGGGGCAGCAGCUUCUCAGUGAGCCAACUCCUGCUCACUCCUCCACCACAAAUCCCCACAUGUCGACUUUGACACCAGUUCCCAUAGAGACAGAGGAGCCAGAGGGGGAGCAGCACCACCUGCAACAGCAGCCUGGAGUGCCUGUUUCAUCUGUAGGCGGUAUGGAGGCCCAGUAUUCACUGACUGCAUCAGAGUCUCAUCCUGUUCAGCCGGUGCUGCCCUCUUACAGCUCUAUGCAGCCUGAGCAACACCCUCAGACCUCUGCCACACAACACAGCUCUCAUUCCCAACUUCCUCAGCAGCAUGCUGUCCACCCACAUAGUCUGCCACAGGUUCCGUCCUCACAAGGAAGCAGUACCCAGCCUCUUAUUCCCGUAUCCCAUCCUGAAUAUAGUGCUCCACAGCAGACCACUCUGCCAGCUUCUGUUCAGCCUAGCAUCUCCCAACAGCAUAACCAGCCCCCGCUGGACACUGCACCACAGAGCUCAACUCAUCCACCACCAACGCACAGCUCUCAGGUGGCCCAGGCUCCUCUAAGUGUUUCCCAGUCUCCAGAUCAGACUCAAACACAGUCCCUGCUGAUUCCACCGUCUGCAGAGAGUGGCCUGUCAGAUGCAGCUUCAGGGUUGAGUGAUGGGAAUGAGGGCAAGCAUGAGGCUAGUUCCACAAAGCGCUACCAGCGCCGCUCAGUCCGUAGCCGUUCACGUCAGGACAAGUCUGCCAAGCCCAAGCUUGUUGUGCUUAAUAUUUCCAAUAUUGGUGACAGAGUGGCUGAAUGCCAGCUGGAAACCCACAACAGGAAAAUGGUGACGUUUAAGUUUGAUCUGGAUGGAGACAACCCUGAAGAAAUUGCACACAUCAUGGUCGAAAGUGACUUCAUUCUGGAGAGUGAGCGCGAGUCCUUUAUAGACCAGGUGCAAGAGGUUAUAGACAUGGCAGAUGAGAAGAGAGAAGCUGCUAAAGACGGCCAUUCUCAGGUGAUGAAUGAUGCUAAACAAAUACCAGAUAUAUCAAGUCCAAUUCUGCCAGGUCUGCCACCCAGUGUGGCUGCACAGGUGGUGCACUCAGCAGGGCGUCGUUUCAUUGUCAGCCCUGUACCAGAAUCACGACUUCGAGAGUCAUUUUUUGGCCCUCCCUCGGCCAGCACAUCUACUGGAGAUGAACUAACAGGGUCUGAUCCUGCCCCAGCUAACCAUACACAACAAGGGCAAACUAUCCUGCCUCCCAACACCAGCCAGCCCUCAGUAUUACCCCCUCAACCUGUAUACCAGGGCUCAAUUGCAGUUGCUCAGAGCACUUCUGCCACUGUGCCUGUUGGUUCUACUUCCCCACCUACUUCUGCUCAGAUAUCCCGGACAGGCAGGACAUCCCCUUCCCUUGCCCCAUCAGAUCAGCCCAUUACUCAGCGUCGAACCUCUCUUCCCACUCCAACUAUUCCCUACCAGCUGCCUGAGAGCAGCAUAACUGUUCCAACCUCUGUUGGAGAACCGCUUCCUGCUCCUGCCCACAAUUCAACUGCCACACCUCUGUCUGUAGUUGCCCCCAGUCAGUGUGGGGAGAGCGAAGGGGAGAUACAGGGAAAAUCACCUGGAAUUGAGGAUAUUCAGGCACUGGACAAGAAGCUCCGUUCUCUAUUCCAUGACCAGAGUUCGUCCUCUGGCUCCUCAGCCCAGGCGGAUACAUCAGGAGAUGUGGUCCCUACCUCCUCACCUCCCAACACCAUCAGUUCUCCCCCUCCUGGCCUGGCAUCCACUGCAGGCCAUGUGACACCAGCUAGCUUGUCUUUGAGCUCCAGUGGCCACUUUACUCCUGGCAUUUUUGUCUCUCAAAGCCAAGGAGGUUCAGUUACUGUACAUGUGCAAACUAGUCAAGUUGAUACUGGUGUACCAAGACUGCUGAAUUCUGUAAGCGGACCCCAAGAUGGCCUUACCACUGUAGAGAACAAACAACUGGUGACCCCACCAACGGGCGAAGGUUUCAGACUUGGUCGAUUUCAGGUUUCUGUGGCCACUGACGAAGCUGUGGACGGUGUCUCUUGCCAGAAUACCAUGCCGUCAUCUUCAUCUACAGCGUCUUCGUCUACAUCCUCAACGUCCUCAGCAGUCUCAAGCCCUGAAAACACUGUUCAUAGGCACCAAACCCUGCCAAGCCCUGGGCAUGACCUUUCAGAAUCCAUUACUUCUGCUGCCUCUGGACCUCCUCCUCCUGCUGCUGCUGCUAUUACUACAAUUGGGCGCUUUCAGGUGACCUCAGAUGUCAAAGUGGGACGUUUCUCAGUUACUCCAGCUGAAAAGGAGGAGGCAGACUUAAAAGAAGAGGAAGAUGUUAGAGUCAGUGUACCCACAGUCCAGCCUAACUCCCAGUUCGUAAGCAGCGAUGACUCCGAGCCAGAGGAUGAAACCUUUAAGAAAGAGAUCAGACAGCUCAGGGAGAGGCAUGUGACUGAGAUCCAGGCCUUGCAGUCUAAGCAAAAGAAGGAGAUUGAGGCGCUAUUUGCAAGGAUGGGCAAAGCACGUCCCUCCAUAAUGGCCUCCUCCCCUGUAGCUGUGGCAGGAGCCCGGCGUAGGCUCACCAAAAGCAAGAACAACAAAUCCAGCCGCAGUGGCAGCAUCCACAACAGUCCUCAUCAGCAUGGAGACAGGCGAAACAAACAGGCUUCAGUCAGUCAGAUGACUGCAGGACAGGUUCCAGAUAUUCCUGAUACACUUGUUCAGGAUGUUCAGUCAGAAGGGACCACCAUCACAAAUAAGGCAGAAAAUGGGUCAAAUCAAGCUGCUAACCUUCCACGAAAAGGCACAUUUACAGAUGACCUUCACCAGCUGGUGGAUGAUUUUGCUCGGGAUGCCAUGAACCACACACAGGUCAAGAAGAAUAGCAAACAAAAUUCACAAAGCCUUGAUACAAUUCCUCGCAAGUUCUCUGCACCAGGCCAGCUGUGCUCCAUGGGUGGUCCUGUAUGUGCUCCCUGCUCCAACUCUUCUGCUGGAAGGAAGGGUUCAUUGUGCUUAACAUCCCAGCAGCACACCUACCCCUGUGCCCCUUAUGUCCACACACAGUGGGUAGGGCCUGCAGGAAAUGCAGUAGGCUUGUUACAGCCUACAGCUACAAAUGCUCUCCAGCCAGGUUUCCAUGUGGCUGCAGGAGCUCACAAAGCUGGAAGUAACGGUGGAGGAACCAACAUGCGGACCACUCAGGCAAGCUGAGAUGCAAGGGACGUUACAACGCACAUGGAUUUAGCCUAAUUGUUGACUGUGAACUGUGUUCUAUCAGCAUAUUUUAGUCCCAGACUAGACUUAAUCUCUGUCUAGCAAACCAGCUUUACAGAAGGCAGGGUAGUACGGUAAAGGAGUAUACUCUACUGAAAAGUCUCAAGCUUGUCUUUAUUUUAAUCUGUGGGAAAAUGUAAGUAGACUGUUUAUAGUAAACAGCAGCCAGAAAGCCUGUAAGGGUCUCUGUGACUUGGUUAGUAUGUCAGAGGUAUGUGUUAUAGGGCAAUAAGCCUUUGGGCCUUACAGGGUGAAUGUGUACAGAUUGGUAUGACAGUGCUUGACUAAGACAAAACUAAAGCUUUAAAGGCCUUAAUUACUAAGCGUUAGUCUCUUUAAAUGGGGAUGCAUGGAUGUCAUGCUUUGUAAUGUAAAAAGGUUCUUAGUAUGCAGCUAAAUGGUUAACACUUUCUUAAGCAGCUUGCAGUUUAGCUUAAAUGUGUCCUUAUCUACACUGUAUAGUAAUUGAAAACAGCGUGAUGAAUUUGGAUUAUAAAUGCUGCCAAUACACAUCAUCUGUACCUAAGCUAGACAGCAAUAAAUGGGAUAAAAGUAAGUUGGUGGUAUGUUGGAGCAAGGAAAAGCUUUGGUUUGUUAAAACAGAGAUUCAGGUUUAAAUCAUAUAACAUUUAUUGCAUAGUAAUCAUGAAUAGUAGGGGACCUGUUUGUUUUGAGAUUAUGAAAAAUGUUUUUCAAAAAAUUCUUCAAAAAUGUUAUAAUUUGACCUAAGGACAGAGAUGUGCAAUAUAUGAAGGUUAAUUAAGCAGGGUGAUCGAGCACUUGACAAACCUUACAUCUUGUUCCAUUCUAAGUAUUUGCAUUGUGACUUUUGUAUUUGUGACUGUAUUUCACUAUACAUCAUGUAGGCCUGUAUUCUCUCCAAAACUCCUGCUGUAACUCGAUGGACGUAUCGAGGGCAUGUGGGUUGUAGGCGUCCUGCAGUGGCUACGGCGCGUAGCUUUCUGCAGACCCCUGGACUGCAUGCGUACGGGGUGCCUUCUUAAAUGAUCUUAUUUGUUGUGCCAACCUUGACGCACAGCUAUCCUGUCUAUAAUGCAUUUUCUCUAAGUAUAUUUGUCACAGUUCACGCUGGCUUUAACUAUCCUGCUCAGAUUGGUAGAAAGUUCUCUUGAAUGACUAAUCACCAUAUAUAGGAAUGUUGCUGUGAAGUAAAUUAACAAUCGUAUCCAAAAAUCACUCUCUGCAGAUUACAGUAUUGCACAAUUUGUCUUUAUACUCUCAGUACCACUCUCCUAAACAUAAUUACUAAGCCACAAAACACAGUGCCAUUCCCACACAGAAGUGAUUUUCUCUCACCUCUGAAAUGAUUCGCUCGACUUCUCUAGAGAAGGAAAAACGUUACUGCAAUGCAGAAUAUGCACCGUUUUAAAAGGUUAAGCAGGCUCUGGAGGCUAAUGUUACUUUUGAUACUUGAGUGCAUGAAUUUUUCUAAACCUUUUCUUUAAUCAUAUUUUCAUAAACCAUUUGUUCGCAACAGUUUUUAAAGUACCACUCUGUCACAACACACACAACUCCAUCGUUCUCAAAACUGCAUGUUUUAAACCUGGAAUAUUUCACCUGUUUAUUAAAUCAGCAUUAAACGUUUUAGGUUAGGAAAAAGGUAAUAUUAAAACAUUCUCAGUUUUGUCCCAGGUCUUUUUGGUGAUUAUAUUGAAUGUUGUGUUAAUCUUGUGUCUCUCUCUCUCUCUCUCUCUUUUUUUUUUUUUUAAAGUGUAUAUACCAGAGAUGAUUAAAACAUUUUGGAAAUUA